CGUAUAAUUGUAUGAUACCCCGAAAAUGGUCGAAUUAUGUACCCAUCACUGCCUACAACCAAUGAUCAGCAUCAGCGGCUAUUUAUCCUAGAACUAGCCAAGUGUGUAUAAACCAUUAUGUGACCACAAUGCAGUCAGUAGUUUCUUCUCAUUCAUUUCAACUGGUUUCAUAAUAGAAGCAUGAGUGUUAAAGAAAUGGAAAAUAUUGAAAAGUUGCAAUGUUUCGUCAGUCGGAGUGAAGAAAUGAUAUUCACGUUACACAGCAUUUUAUACUCAGUGGUGUAGUAAAUUAUCAGCUCCAGUCUUUCGUUAACUAGCAACCGUGAUGGUACAAGCGUGAUGCGAGUACCGUCUUGUUUUAUUGUUAAUGCUAUUUAUAUAAUAUUUAUUAAAAUAUUUUGUCUUCCAAAUUAUAAAUUUAAUCGGACCAAUUUAUUAAUUAGUGCCCAAGUGAACGAGAUCAUUAUUCUCUGAAAGGAUUAACAAUGUAUAUUUAUUGGUGAUUUAUCGAUACCAGCUGAUUGAUCUUAAAAAGUACAAACUCAAUCACGUUUUCAAGAUAGUAAGCAGUGAUCCUCAAACUUGGAUUUUCAGAAAAAAAAGUCGUCAUAAAGAGAUCGAGAGUUGCAGAAACGACAAAGAUAGUGUUAUGAAACUUGUGCAAACAAUUCAGUUACCGCAACUACCUCCGGUCACCGCCGCCAGCGGUAUGACGGGUAUGGAUUCACGUUUACCUCCAGGAAUAUCUCUGCCUUUCAGUCCCACGGAUCUCUUAUGGCGAUAUGGUCCGACUAUGAGUUUUCCGCCCACUUUACAUUCUUCCUCAGGAUCGCUACUCGACUUCAAGACACACCUGCCAUCAAGUCUUGCAUCGGAUCCAAGAGUAUGGUCACGAGACGAUGUGAUAUCAUUUUUACGGUGGGCUGAACGUGAAUUUGAUUUACCGCAAUUUGAUAUGGAUAUGUUUCAAAUGAAUGGUAAAGCAUUAUGUUUAUUAACAAAAUCAGAUUUCGGUGAAAGAUGUCCAGGUGCGGGUGAUGUAUUACAUAAUGUACUUGGUAUGUUAUCACGUGAUUUUAGUCAGUUACAAAGAUGUUUACCGAGUAGUCCAGUAACACCAACACGUACAUCUGUUUAUCCAUUAUCACCACAUUCACAUCCACCAACACCUACAUGGGUUGAAAAUUCGUAUGCUGCAAAUUUAGCAACUCUUAUGUCAGCAAAUUCAGUUACAUUGUCACCGGCACCAUCAAUUGAUAGUCAAGCUGGUUCACCUGGUCAUAAUGAUAAUAAUCAUACACAAAUAUAUAAAAGCGAUUCUGAUGAAGACAAUCAACACGGUAACAAUACAAGCCCACCAGCAACACCAACAGCAUUGACAACACAAAAAUUAAGUGAAGUUUGUGUUAAAGAUCAACCAAGUCCAACCUUAACAACCCAAAUGAUGCCAUUGACACCCGGUAGUUUUAGACCAUCACCAAGUAGUACUCGUGAAUUUUUUCCAAAUGAUUCACCAGAACCAAAUACAAAUGGUAGAUUAUUGUGGGACUUUUUGCAACAGUUAUUGAAUGAUCCAUCCCAAAGGUAUACACAUUAUAUUGCAUGGAAAAGUCGAGAAACUGGUGUGUUUAAAAUUGUUGAUCCACCUGGAUUAGCAAGACUUUGGGGAAUACAAAAAAAUCAUUUAUCAAUGAAUUAUGAUAAAAUGAGUAGAGCAUUACGUUAUUAUUAUCGUGUUAAUAUAUUAAGAAAAGUUCAAGGUGAACGUCAUUGUUAUCAAUUCUUACGCAACCCAACUGAACUAAAGAAUAUUAAAAAUAUAUCAUUAUUAAGACAACAAAUGAGAAUUAAAUCCGAGCCAUAUGAUGAUAAUACUGGUAAUGGUAUUGAAUCAGAAGUUGAUAUGCCUACGGAUUUAUCAAUGUCAAGUGUGAGUCAAUCUUCGUGUGAACAAUAUCAACAGCAACCAUUACCACUACAUGAUCCACCAGCAAAAUAUCGUAGUCAUGCAUAUAAUCUUGUUAAAACGAAUCAAGAACCGGACGACAAAAAGUGACGUGAAACUUGACAGCGACAAUAAGAUUUUAUUAUUGCUUAAUAUUUAAAAAAAUAAACAAUAUAAAUAUAUAUAUAUAUAUAUAUACAUGUAUAUAUAAUUAUAUAUAUUAUUUUUAGUCGCUGUGUUUGUCGGCUAAACAGAAUUAAAUAUUAAACAAUAUUUUAUACUUUAUUUUGUUAUUUUUUGGUUUACAAAAUAUAUAUUCUUAUGUUCUCAAGUGAAUCUACAAAACAAAGACUGAUUCAUAGUACCGGCAAAUCGAAUCAUUUUAUAUAUUUUUUGAAAAUCCCAGAUUAAAAUAAAUCAACACACUAAAAAAUUAUUGUAUUUUCGAACUGAAAAAGUAAACAAAAUCCGCUCGUCGACAAAGUUGACCUAGAUGAUCCGGGCGCCUUUCGUUGACUAACUGAGUUGUGUGUAUCACAUUUUUUCCUUUAAUAAUAAUAGCUUCUGAGUUAAAAAUUAGAAACUGCCACAUGAGAUUCAAAUUGAAUCAAAAAAUUUGCAUUGAUAAAAAAAAAAUUCAACAGUGAUAUUUAUUAAUUUUCUCCCUCUAUGAGUUAGUUUUUUUUUUUUUUUAUUUCUUUUUUACUCGCUCAAUUUUUUAAAUCAAUAACAUUUGAUUUUUUUAUUAGAGGCAAAUGAUGAAAACAAUGUUAAAGCAUCCUCGGAGAAGAAAAAAAUGAUUUUCAUAAAUCUGUGCCAAGAACGUUACGUUACCA
Messenger RNA from Aphidius gifuensis, 2781 nucleotides. RefSeq names its product ets DNA-binding protein pokkuri (gene aop). Gene Ontology annotation, cellular component: nucleus. Gene Ontology annotation, biological process: regulation of transcription by RNA polymerase II; cell differentiation. The record is from RefSeq and is a predicted model, not a curated record. Gene Ontology annotation, molecular function: DNA-binding transcription factor activity, RNA polymerase II-specific; sequence-specific DNA binding. Bases 650 to 2056 code for a protein of 468 amino acids. Lineage: Eukaryota; Metazoa; Arthropoda; Insecta; Hymenoptera; Braconidae. The transcript has 6 exons.